AUGACUGACAGCCACAAUAGUCCCCAUCUAUCCUCUGAAGAAUCUUCUAAAAUAUUAAAUAUGAUAAUCAACAGUUUUCAUCUUGAUAAAUGUAUUAAAGAUUCCAGUCAUACUGUUGAAUUAGCAUCUGGAAAUCCCAAAAUAUUUUAUUGUAAGGUAUGUGAUGAGUGUUAUGGCUUUGAUGAUUCUACUGAUAUUUCAAGUAUUAUUGAAACUUGUAAAUUAUCUCUGUGCUUGGAAAAAUGUGCAAAGUGUGGAAAUAAUGACCCUAACCAUUUGAUGAUGCAAGAGGGUAUAGUAACAUGUGAAGAUUGCAAAGUUGUUGUUUUAGAUUUCAACACUACAGAAAUGAAAAACACUUCCGGUCUUGCUAAUUUAAAGUUGACUGAGUUAGAAGAAGAUUUGAACUUAAAGAAGCUAAAUAAUUGUUUUUCAAUUAGUGCAUCUUCACCACAUGACAAAAACAACAAUUCCAUCAACGAUCCAGAUGAAUGUUACUAUACACCAAUCAACAAUCCGGAUGAAUGUUACUAUACACCAAUCAUUUGUAAACAUUGUGAUAGCCAAGAAGGCUUACCAAUACUAAAUGAUGAUGGUAAGUUGAAAGAGGUUGUCUGUACAGGCUGUCAAAAAUCAGAUUAUUUCAAUUAUUCCAAGUUUAAACAUGACAACAGUAAACAUAGUGAAGAAAGAAAAGAAAAAGACAACAAAAAAAGUUUCCUCACAAAUGGUGAAUCACUUGCAAAUAAACCCAGAAUUUUUUUCUUUUCUUCAUCACACAAAAAUGAAAACUUUCAAAAUAAAAAUGAAGCACAAAACGAGUUCACCUUCAAUGACAAAACUGUCACAAAAGAAGAUGUUAUAAAUUGUGAUGAUGAUCCAGAUAAAAGAAAGAGUCAGGUUUUUACAAAAACCAUCUGCCGUCAAAACAAUAUUGAUUCAAGCAAAAAUAACUGCUCAGCCAACAAUUCCAGCCUUCAGUAUGCCUAUGGAUUAGGCGAAUUGUGUUAUGAUGUAUGUUCAAAAUACAAACAUACUCGUAAAUGUAGUAGUUCUGCUGUCAAAAAAGCCUUCAGAACGUCAAUUGCAGUAGCUACUUCAAGGAUUGUUCUAUCUAUAUGUGACUUCAUCUCUAACAGUUACCCAAUGUUAAAGAAUGUAAUUGAUACAUACAAGGGGCCAUUUGCUGCGUUUGUCCAGAUGCUGACCAAUGAGAUACUUAACAAUAUGAAGGAUAAUUCUUCAGCAACUGAAAGGUUAGACAGCAUAAAAAGACCUUAA
This is a messenger RNA of Helobdella robusta, 1281 nucleotides long. RefSeq lists its product as hypothetical. The transcript is spliced from 2 exons. Lineage: Eukaryota; Metazoa; Annelida; Clitellata; Rhynchobdellida; Glossiphoniidae. The record is from RefSeq and is a predicted model, not a curated record. Bases 1 to 1281 code for a protein of 426 amino acids.